Molecule: messenger RNA, 3297 nt
Organism: Endocarpon pusillum Z07020
Lineage: Eukaryota; Fungi; Ascomycota; Eurotiomycetes; Verrucariales; Verrucariaceae
Exons: 1
Coding region: 1-3297 (1098 amino acids)
Biological process (GO): phosphatidylinositol dephosphorylation
Molecular function (GO): phosphatidylinositol-4,5-bisphosphate 5-phosphatase activity
Source: RefSeq, a predicted model, not a curated record
AUGUCAUCCCACCACAGUCGAGAUGCUUCUCCUCAGCCACCGAUGCACAGCACACCCGGCGCUUUUCCAUCUUCUCCGAACAGCGAGCAGAACCCAGAGGCAAUCUCUGCGCCCCAAUCCUUAUCGCUCGCAGUCAAGGCGAGAAGGUCUGAGUACGUCAAAAAGAAGACGAUCAGAGUCAAGGUGGGCACGUGGAAUGUCGCAGCGCUCAGCGGGACGGAGUUGGACAUCGGUGCGUGGUUCAUUGAGGGCAAGGGGAUCAAGGGACUCGACGAGAACUUGUCAGAGCUCUCUGCAAAGGAGCAGACCGAUACAAGCGCUGGAGAAGAGAAUAUUGAAUCUGUUGAAGAUCAGGAGUUGAGAAGGACGAAGAAGAAAUCCACGAUUCCCAAGGACGACGUACCAGCAGUAGCAGCAGGGGAGGACAUCGACCUCUACGUUUUAGGCCUACAGGAAAUAGUCGACAUAAAUUCUGCCUCUGAAGCUCUACGUCCAUUUGCAGACCCAUUCCCAGGCAAGAAGUGGAAAGCUGCGUUGAAAGAGGCUCUGCCCCAGGGUUACAAACUUAUAGUCGAGCAGCAAAUGUCUGGAUUAUAUCUCCUGGUAUAUGCAUCAGCUGAGCUUGCUCCUUGCAUUAGCUCAGUGAGUAGCACCAGUGUUGGAACAGGGCUUUUAGGGUAUUUGAGAAACAAAGGUGCUGUCUGUGCACGACUUAUUCUCGGAGAGACCACCCGCCUCGUAUUCGUCAAUUGCCACCUUGCUGCUGGAGCAGACAAAGCUGCUCUUGACAGGCGCAAUUGGGAUGUUGGUCAAAUACUGAGUCGCGUAAGAUUUAACCCAAUCACCGAUGGUGCCGAAGUCGUGGAGGAAUACGGUGAUGCAAUAGGGGACGAAGAUUUUGCAUUUUGGUUCGGUGAUUUGAACUAUCGUUUAGACGACAUACCACCAGAGGACGUGAGACGGCUUUUGCUACUGCACACAAGAAAUGAGUAUGAUCUAAACAACAAAUCGAAACGCAAGAUCGACAGCGAGCUUGGCUACAUUUCUGCAGAUCAGGAUUCCUCCUCGAUCAGUGCCGAAAAUGCUUCGCAACAUUCGAAAGGCUCAAAGGACUCUUCAGAGGACGAAGGAGACGGUCUUCCUCUGAGUCCUGGGUCCGAUCCCGCCUCUCUGCACACCACUUUGCGAUCUCUGCUGGUCCAUGAUCAGCUUCACGAUCAACAGAAAAAGCACAAAGCAUUUCAUGAGGGCUGGAGGGAAGGAGAGAUCAAUUUCCUUCCAACGUAUAAAUAUGAUGUUGGCAGUGUUGGUAUGUUUGAUUCUGGUGAUAAGAAGAGGGGCCCAAGCUGGUGUGAUCGCAUCUUGUAUCGGUCUCGGCAAGACCGUAUUGAGGCUGAAAGGAAAUGGAAAGAGGAAGACGAAGCGAAAAAGAGGGAUGCUGAAAUGAAGCAAAGAGGCUUAGACGAGCCAGACGAAGAUGUCAUCUUUGACUCUGAUCCUGGAACUCCGGGCUUUCCCGGUACCCCUGGAUACGCGCCCGGAGACGAUUAUAACGAGGAUGAAGACGCGGCAACCGAAUCAGAGCUUGGGCCAGGUCGACACGGUCCGGAUGAAGCGAUCUCUCUGGAACAUUAUGGCUCACAUCAAAGGGUGCUUUCAUCUGAUCACAAACCCCUGGAUGCGGUUUUCACCAUCACGUAUGAAGCUGUCGUGCCGGAGCUGAAGGCGAAAGUGCAUCAAGAUGUUGCUCGUGAGCUUGACAAGCAAGAGAACGAAGGCCGGCCAGGCGUGACUGUGGUAGUGGACAAUCAGCCGCAAGCCUUGAAUUAUAAAGCUGACGACUCGGCAGAACCAACCGAAAAUAACGGCGUCAACUUUGGCGCAAUCAGAUAUGGCGUUCCCAAGUCCGCCGGGCUGACCGUGGCGAAUACCGGCGGCGUAGUAGCCACUUUUCUUUUCGUUGACCGACCGAUAGGAGAUGGUCAGAAAGAUUCGAUUACCCCCCCAUGGCUUCAUUUAGAAGUCGAUGGAAACAGCGAUAACAAGAACUCCAACCGAAAUGCGCUACAGGAAUACACUCUCCAGCCAGGCGAAACAAGAUACGUCCAUCUUUCUGCCGAGGUGCGGAAGUUUAAACUGGUUCGAAAGCUCAAUGAAGGAAAGAUCCGGCUCGAUGACAUCUUAGUCCUACGUGUCAAGGAUGGCAGAGAUCACUUUAUUCCUCUUGUCGCACGUUGGAUGCAGUCGUCUUUCUGCAGAACCCUCGAGGAGCUCGUCUUGUUGCCAGAAGGUGGCAUCCGGCAAAUGCAGCGGAAUCAUCAAGAGAGUGCGGCAGAUCUGCACAAUCUCGAUGACGCCCAGGAAUCGAUUGAACGGCAUAAGGUUUCUGCGCCUCGCGAAUUAUUUGCACUUACAGAGACUGUGCAGGAUCUAACGCAACGAGCAGUGGCUGAAUGGGACAUGACACAUGGAGACGGUGCUUCACAACCGCCAUGGAAGCAGGAGCCAUUUGGUAAUGGCUGGCCAUUCGAACCACAAUCUUGGACUUUGGUCUCUUCACAGGAACGCUCCCACCUUUUGGCUGCUGCUGCCGAAGCUUUGGAUACAGGCGCUCCGUUGACCUCACACUUCGGUGAAGAAAUAUCAACCCUGCACCGCCUGGAAGUCCUAGCCGAAACGCUCGUCACUUUCCUCCAUUCACUUCAAGACGGCAUCAUCACCACGGAACUCUGGUCGCAGCUCGACUUGCACAUGAACACAGCAAGUAAAUCCAUAUCGACAGACACAGACCCGCAAUCCUGGAUCCUCGAAAUCUUGUCCUCGGCACCAGUCCACAACGUAGCCUUCACAUUUAUCAUGUUCAUGCUUGCUAAGAUUGCCAACGAAAUCGCCCCUCUAUCUUCCUCCCAACCAACAGUCAUCAGUGCCGACUCAAUUCAGUCUCCUCGAGUUUCAUCUGCAUCCACUCACUUCACCACCACCACCACCAACACCAGCAGUAGCGAGCUUCAACAACAGCUUGCUCCGUCUAGCCCCACUUCCCCUACGACAACACGAUCGCAGAUCUCUAUACUCUCCUCAUUCCGCCGCACCAAACCUGCCACCAACACAUCUGAAGAGCCAACAUCAUCAUCAAAAGAAGAAGCAGCGAAGAAGCGUAGACAGGCAAUAGAGCAUGCCUACGCAGACAUCUUUGCCGAGGCUAUGAUCAGGAGGCCGGCUGGUAUGAAAGAUAGGAAGGUCACAAAGGAUAAGAUGAGGAGGGUUUUAUUACCGUUUUUGAGUGGGCUUGUGUAG